AGAGAAAUAGCCUAAAGAAAGGCAGCUGAGGAGUCAAAGGACAGGAGGCGUCGGCCGGCAUACAACAGGAAGAGAGAAAUGGCAAAUUUUUCAGGCACCUGGAAAAUGAAAAGCAGCGAGAAUUUUGACGAGUUGCUCAAAGCUCUGGGUGUGAACGCCAUGCUGAGGAAAGUAGCAGGGGCGGCAGCAUCCAAACCCCAUGUGGAGAUAAAACAGAGCGGUGACCACUUCUACAUCAAGACCUCCACCACCGUACGCACCACGGAGAUCAACUUCAUCGUAGGCGAGGAGUUCAACGAGGAGACGGUGGAUGGCAGAAAGUGUAAGAGUUUGGCCACGUGGGAGACGGAAAACAAGAUUUACUGCAAACAGACUCUGCUGAGCGGGAACGGUCCAAAAACCUUCUGGAGCCGAGAACUCGAAGGGGAUGAACUCAUUUUGUUAAUGACAUCACACCCCUCUGCCAGAUGGAGUCGUCACGGCUCAAUUAGACUCCUCUCCAACCUUUCCCCAACCUCAUCCUUCCACGCCGCACCGCCUGGGAUCUUUGGAGCAGACGAUGUGAUCUGUACAAGGAUCUACGUACGAGCACAGUAGACAUCUUCGUUCCUCCAAAUUAACUCACAACUGACACCCUGUUGAUGUCUGAAAUUUAGCGCCUUGCAAAAGUAUAUAUAAACCAACUUUUUUUUUUUACAUUUUUUCACUACAAGAAAAACUGACAUCUUUUUUUGCGUGUGGAUAAUUGGAUAGUUAAAAAAACCACCAACUUUUCCAGUCUACGGAGUAUUUUUCCCCUUUCUACAUAGCAUCCCCCAGCAUAAUGAUGCCAUGUUUAACGUAGUAUUUAAUUAGCUUAGUGUUGGUUCACAUGCCACAUUUUGCAUGAGGUAUCAUCUGUUCAGAGCAACUUCUUCUUUUCUGCUGACUCCAACAAGUCCUGUGGGAAACUGCUUUGAUUUCAACGGUUUUCGUCUUGCUGCUCUUCAGUGACGGUCAGAUUCUUAGAAUGAACACCAGACAGAUGCAGUGCUGACAGAUUCCCACACCUGAACUGAUUCUGUCUGGGUAGAUCUGCAACUGUGCCGCUUUCCCUUUUCAGAUAAUAGAUCAAACAGUUCUCAAUUUGAUCUUCAAAUUUUGGGUUUUCAUUUCAGAAGCCAAAUCUACUUUUUCUACAACUAACCUGUCUUUCACUUUAUCCCUGAUGUCUCUGGUUAGUAUUUUGUUUUAAUAUAAUUUAGAAAAUUGAUUUUUGCUUUUUCCUUGUGCAUAAUUUUGUGGUUUUGCUUUUUUUCCCCCACAACAAAGCCAGAACUAACUGGUCUAAUCUGAAUAAAAAUGAUCAGAAUGUUUGAUGCUGAA
Molecule: messenger RNA, 1365 nt
Organism: Poeciliopsis prolifica (blackstripe livebearer)
Lineage: Eukaryota; Metazoa; Chordata; Actinopteri; Cyprinodontiformes; Poeciliidae
Product: cellular retinoic acid-binding protein 1
Exons: 5
Coding region: 79-597 (172 amino acids)
Biological process (GO): fatty acid transport
Cellular component (GO): nucleus; cytosol
Molecular function (GO): fatty acid binding
Source: RefSeq, a predicted model, not a curated record